UGCUUCAAUCUUUCUAACUUUCAUUCGCGUUGAUAUUUAUCUUCUGAUGGAUAUUUUGUUUAUUUGAGUGCUUUUGAUAUAAAAUUACGAAUAAUGGGUUAGUGGGUCAUCUUGGGGGCAAGUUAUAUUAGUUAGCAAUGCGUGUUGGUUGCGCUAUUUGUCUAACAAAAGGCCGCAAACUAUGUACACUCGGAGACGCUCUUUGGAUGUUUUUGUAUUCAGUGUUUGAUGGUGAAACUGAACAAAUAUUGAGAAGUGCCCAGGAAAAGUGUAAACAAAUAAUAUGCUGGGAAUGCCGAGCACUUAUUAUCAAAUUCUAUGCUUUUGUGAAAAAAACACACAACACUAUAAGAUGUCUGCAAGAUGGCCUGAAUGAAGAUAUACAGGAAAGUCAGAAAUCUGAAUCAACUUUAUCUAUUAGCGAGCCCGAAGUGUAUGAAGUAGCGAAACCACAAAGCACAGAACAAAUAAAAGAACCAGAAAUAAUUGAAACCAAUCAGGCUGUGGACAAUGGAGACAUCUUCUUAACUGCACCAACUGUCCCUACCCGAGCGAAGAAAAGUGACAUCAAGCAUGAAACUUAUUUUUUACCGACACCUGACAGUGAAGUCGUCAAGGUCAGCGUAGAUGAAGGUUUAGACGAGGAGAUCAAGAAAGAGGUCGACGAUUCUGAUGAUGACCAUUUCCUGAGCUUGAGCGUCGAUCAGUUCGUGAAGCUUGGGGUCGCGAAUGAGCUCGAUAACUCUGGCGAUGCGUCUGACGCUGCAGAAGGUUCUAGAGAAGGCCCUCUUAGGGUGGAAGGGGCUGGUGACCCGAAAGUGAAGAUCAAACGUAAAGCGAAAAAGCCGGCUGAUAAAAAAAAGAUACGCAAGUCCACCACCAAAGUUGCACCUUCAUCCGUCACCCCGAACUGCACAGUCGUCUGGGUGCCUUUCGACCAGGCCCAAUCAUGGUACACUGAAGAGAGAAGGAGAGAGAAGAUCGACCAUCCGGACUACAUCCACGCGUGUGAGGCGUGCGACCGAACAUUCUCGGCUGAAGGAGCUCUGAAGACGCACAUUGAGACGUGUCACGUUGAGGGGCCCGGCUACCAAACAUGCUACCUCUGCUUCUACACGUUCACGAGCCAGCUCAAAUACAAGCGGCACACGGAAGCGCACUUCAUACUGUACAAGUGUAAACUGUGCAGCUAUGAAACUAGGCGGCCAGAGCUCAUGAGCAACCACAAUGGCGCUGAACAUCCGGACCAGGAAGCGACGCACAAGUGCUCGAGAUGCAAGACUCUGUUCCCAACGCAGCCGCUACUAAAGUCGCACAGGAAAUCCUGCUCUCUGUACAAAUGCGAGCAAUGCAACAAGACAUUCAAGUUCAACCCCUCCUACUACGAACACCUCAAGACCCACCAGUCGGUCGGGAAGCCGAUGGCUUACUGCCAAGUCUGUGACACACACUUCAAGAGCGAUAAGUGGUUUAAGCAGCAUGUUUAUAGGAGCCUGAAGCAUGUGUCGAGGGAUUCGUUUAAACACGAGUGCUUGCACUGCGGCCUCCGCCUGGUGUCCGCCAGACGGCUUCGCGAGCACGAGGGCGCGGCGCACCUCAAGGCGGGGUCCUUCCAGUGCCCCGCGUGCCCCAAGUCGUACCCGUCGCGGGGCACGCUGGCCCGCCACACCGCCGUGCACCACCAGGUAAAAGUCGACAAAGAGAAAGACAAGAUUUGCGACGUGUGUGGGAAAAGUUUCACCUCGAACCACCUGCUAAACAACCACAUCCGGUCCCACACCGGCGAGAAGCCUUUCAAGUGCGAGUUCUGCCCCGCAGCCUUCGCGCAGAGCGGCACCCUGUAUACACACAACAAGGUGGUGCAUCUCAAACGGAUCAGCAAGGCCGGACACGCCGACACUGAGAAAUAUCGUUGUGAAGUCUGCGGCAAAGAGUUCGGGACGGAGGCGAAGCGGCGCGCGCACCACGAGUUCUAUCACCUCAAGAACGCUAAAUACUCCUGCGCAGCCUGCGAUAAGAGCUUCAUAUCGUCGACCAGUCUGAAGAACCACAACGCGUCGCGCCACGGGCUCGUGUCUAGCCGCUGCUACUCGUGCAAUGUGUGCGAUAAAACGUUCUCCACGGCGUCAGCGCGGUGCCAACACACCAAAACCCACAGCAGCGAGCGGCUGCUCAAGUGCCGCUCCUGUGACUCCGCAUUCCGCAACACUGGCGCCCUCUAUAUGCAUUACAAACUGAAGCACCUGAAGCUGAAGCGAGACGAGAGGGUCCGGAUCAAGAAUUUGUGUAAGAGCGACGGAGAGAUCAUUGUUAAUAGGUACUAGAAUCAAUGUUCUACAAUGUAUACCUCUAGUGUGAUGUAACUGGUGUUUAAGCCUAGUUCAUGACGUAACACACUGGCGCCCUCUAUAUUCACUACAAGCUGAAGCACCUGAAGAUGACGCGAGACGUGAGGGUCCGGAUCAAGAA
Messenger RNA from Plutella xylostella (diamondback moth), 2469 nucleotides. Lineage: Eukaryota; Metazoa; Arthropoda; Insecta; Lepidoptera; Plutellidae. The record is from RefSeq and is a predicted model, not a curated record.